AUUAAAAGUAAUAUAUUUGGUCUCACAUUUUACAUUAGAAGUCUUGCGAACUGAAUAUUUUGCUAUCAGCAAAACGAAAAAACAUUAGCAAUUCUUAAAACUUCAAAUUAAAAAAUUAGCACUUAAAUCGCAUUAAUGCACUUAACUUUACAUCAUAAUUAGUAAUUGGAAAUCUCUAAUAAAUGUUGCAAAACAAAAAGAAAUAACAUUAAUAAUCUAAUUACUAGUCAUUACUAACAAUAAGCAUAUGAAACCAGUUUGCCUAAUUACUUUCUAGCGCGACUGUAAUCAUCAAUAAAAUCAAGCUAUUUGAAUAUAAAUAUGAAAAAAUCAAAUUUAAAUUCGCUAAGCGCAUUUCCUUGUCAUAUUCUAGGGUCGUGCAAUAGACGGCAGCGACAACAAAAAAUUGAAAUUAAUUAAACUGCAUGCAAUACUAUUUUUGCCAUAGUGAAAUGCACCGAUUUUUUUAGGCUCAACAACAUUCUUAAUUAGAAGUCAUGAAUGUUUCACUUCCAUACUUUUUUAAACAUUUCAUUUUUCAUUACUAACCCACAGCUCCAUUUGUUGUUUCGCCGAAUCACUUUGAGUAAUGUCACCACCCCUUGGACCAAUACCGUGUAAUUUGAGCUGUCCGAAUUGCUCGAAACAAGUGACAUCCCGUAUGGAAUACAGAGCAUCAACAAAGUCACAUAUUAUUGCUUUACUACUCGCUGGUAUGCUCUGCCUACCUUGCGCCUGCGCUGUGUACUGCACGGAUUGCGCACGAAAUGUUGAGCACUACUGUCCAUCUUGUAAUGCAUUUUUGGGUGUAUACGAUCGUUGAGUUCAAUUUGAUAAAUUGCUUAGGUAAAUUUUAACUAAGGAUAGUAAGCGAAAUUGGAAAUUUGAACCAAAAAAUUUCAAUAUAAAAAAAAUCAAAAAUACGAUUUUCGAAACUUAUUGAAAUUAUAAUAAAUUUCAAAAAAAAUGAUUUUACAGAAAUAUUAUUUAUUGCUUAUAUAUUAAAGAAAUAUAUAAGAAUAUCUUUAAUUGAAUUAGUUAUAGUGCCUAUCCUUCGCAUUUAGACUAUAAGGUUUUUCUUUGACUUGAACUUGAAAGUCGAUAAAAAAAAAGUUUAGUCAUUACGAAAUGCCGAAAAUAUUUGUGGUCUUAUAUAACUUUGUUACUUUUGGUUAUGAGUUUUUCAUUACACUUCUAUAUUUUACUACAAAAGCAUGCACAUUUUUAAAGAAAUUUAAAAAUUAGGCAUUGACAAAUUUAGAGCUAAAUCUUAAAAAUGGCAUGACUUUAUUUAUUUAGGAGUAAAAAUUAUAUUGAUGUGAAUGUAGUCAAGUUAUUCUGUAAUAUGAAAUAAAAAUUAUGAAAUAUUAUUUGCACAU
Bactrocera oleae (olive fruit fly) is the source of this 1379-nucleotide messenger RNA. The record is from RefSeq and is a predicted model, not a curated record. NCBI's taxonomy places the organism in Eukaryota, Metazoa, Arthropoda, Insecta, Diptera, Tephritidae.